AUGGACAUCAAAGUGUUUGACCUUAUGGCACCUGCAGCACCAAGCAAGAAGGAGAUCGAGCUGAGAUUACUGGAGGAAAAUGAUGCUCUCGCAACAUGGAUAUCAAUGGGAUUGGCGAUCAAAGAAGCUCAGAUUGCAUUGCUCAUUGAGGUCCGGAGACUCGGACAAAGACCUACCGAGACACAGAGAUUAGACAUCACCCAUCAACACAAUCGGGUGCAGGGACAGAUCGAUGGAUUCACUCGGUCCACUCUCCUGCAUUUCGGAGAUGGAUUCAAUAGUGAUGAAGAUCCGGAGGACUUGAGUUGUUCAAUUCUCAAUGAUCUUGACGAUGGCCUGGAUGAGUUCACCAAGACUCUCGAUACCUACCCAAACACACCCGAGCUCACUGUCAUCCCAUUGCCAUCCAAUGUUGGGCUGGACCGACUCCAACACUGCUUAGCAGAGGAUCUGAUUCUGCUGGAGAUGUCGCUUCGUGAAGGACAGGCCAAUGAUGCCCUUCACAAUCUCCGAAUACACUUGCAGGCGAAGUCGCAAGCUUUGAAGACUCGGGCAUGGUCCCAGCUCAAGAUCAGCACUGCAGUCGGUGAUCUAAAUGCCCGAGGUCAGCGGAACGGGUCCCUUGCCUGGUUCUGGUCUCUCGACAUCGAUUUAUCGGGGCUGAGUGAGUCAUGGAAUGACGAAUUUUACCGAGUUCAUUGGCUUCAGGCGAAGGCUCUGAGGGAUCAAUGGAUUGAAGAACUUACGGUGGUGGAACUGGAGAUGGACUGGACAUGCAACUUCUUCUUGUGCAAAGCAGCCCAAUGGGAUGCACAUAUGAGGGAGUCAUCGGACAGCCGGCUUCGGGGUCAUGCCUGCUAUGCGGCAAGACAAUCCCGAAUGUACUCAUUGCUUGCACAGGAUGCGCAGGCUGCUUUUCAGGAUCUUACGAUGAUGCCAAUAUAUCCUGAAGAUGAGUGA
This is a messenger RNA of Suillus paluster, 960 nucleotides long. RefSeq lists its product as uncharacterized. The record is from RefSeq and is a predicted model, not a curated record. Bases 1 to 960 code for a protein of 319 amino acids. The transcript has 5 exons. Lineage: Eukaryota; Fungi; Basidiomycota; Agaricomycetes; Boletales; Suillaceae.